AUGUCUGUCCCAAGUCUCCGUCUACUUGCUCUGGAAUCUGUAGCAAAUUAUAUUCAUGAUGGUUUUUACGACCAGACAAACUGUGUACUUGAGCCAAAGAUGAGCAAUGAGAUUUGGGAAUUGUUCAGCAGGAGAUACGGAUGUGAUUCUAAUAUUUUAAAACAGGUUGAAUCCAAAAUGGCAGUAACCAAAAUUCAAUUGGGAGGAAAAUCAAUGUUCCAGCCGAUGGUUCAAAUGCUUAGGAAGAAAAGUUUGGAAUCUUUGGCUUUCGAUGGAUUUGAAUUUUUGAAGAACAAGAAAUUAAAACUCGCCACUACCGAUUUCCUACUGGCCCUCAAGAAAGUCGUGGGAAAGGAGUCGAAAAAGAAUUUGAAGUAUUUGGACUUGAACUUUUCUCCAACCACAAGUCGAUCAUGGUCACAAUGGGUCUCUGAAAACCUUCCAAAGCUGGAAACUCUAAUUCUCCGGAACUUGGUACUCAGCAAAAAUGACCUAAACAUUCUUGGACGAAGCUUGCCACGUCUGAAAAGUCUUGAAUUCUUCGCCACCGAUAUUGGCAGUUUGGAAGGACUCUCAAAAUUGAAAAAUCUGGAGACUUUGAGCUUGAAAAAUUGUACACUCUCGAAAGCGCGACUUUUGAAUCCAUUGUUCGAGUGUAAAAAGUUACGAAUGCUGGAUCUAAAAUCUACAGACGAUGGUAAUAUAAUCGAAAAGUUUAUACAGUGUGGAAAAGUGCUGCCAGAAUUAAGAUUCCUCGAUGCAGCUGGAACAGAUAUCGAUAAGGAGAAGCUGGAAAUGUUGAUGAAAACUCACAAGAACCUUAAACAAGUUGUAUAUUCUAGAAUUCCGGGUAUCGAGCUACUCAACUAUGCAACACCUCAAUCGUUCAUUAAAUGCAUGCGACAUUACACCCGUAUGAAACAUGACAUAUUGGUUUCAUAUCUUCUGUUCAGAAUGUUUUAUGAUUUCGACGAAGAGGAAGCCGAGCAAUUGGGCCAGGAAGCUCUCCGUGGGUUUUUAAGUGUUGUCUGUAGAGCACUCGAAGCUUUCAGUGAUGUUGAAGAAAUUUAUGUUCGUGGUGUUCGGUGUUUGAAGAUUAUUGCGGAUGAGCAACAUUUGAAUUCCCUGGGAUCUGAACAUCUUCUUAGGCUUGCUAAUCAGCUAAUGGACACUGGAAUCAGGUGGUUGGAAGAUAAAUCGAUUUGUGGGACCACUACGAAUGUUUGGAACAUCAUUAAUCAAGUAACAAUUUUGAGUUUAACCCAUUUGAAUGUACCAAAGGUUUGCUCAUUCGCUGUAAGAUGCUCUAAACUAGAGGAUGUCGACGUCGUUCCUGCUCUUAACAUGCUAGCCCCCAGAAUCAAUCCAUUAGAAUUAGUGGCUCCCAGGAGUGAUUACCUGGAGCCACUUGUCUUAUGGUUAUACUAUCCGACGCCAAAAAAAAUUUUACAUCGAAAAGAACUCGAGAAUGCUCUGAACACAAUUCAGAAGAUCACAGAAGGCAAUGAGGCAGCGUCUGAGACCUUCGUAGCCUUGAAAAGGAUGUUUUUAGGAAUUCCACGCGUUUCUUGGAUGUUGAAUGAUCCAGUGAAUAUGAUGAACAUUCUGGAAGGAUCUUCGACCCUUAUAAAAAGAGUGCAGCUUGCAUUUUAUUUUAUGGAGAUUCUCGGAGAAUUUGAAGAUCAAGAGCUCGUGGGCCAAAUCCAACAAGUCUUCAAAGAUUUGAACAAUUUACCGGGAAGAAUCAAACGAAGACUUCCCAAAUUCUCAUUCUGUUCCUCCUAUGAAAGUUUAAAAGAUACUGUAGAAAAUUCGAAAUCCGAUGGUCCAGUUGAAUGGGCAUUAUGGACAAUGAGAGAAAUGAUAAAGAAUGAUAAGGAAGCGAAAUUAAAGUUUAGGAGAUGUGGAUUGAAUUCUGCGGUGAAAAAGUUGCGAAGAAAGGAUAACAAGGCAUUGAUGGAUUUGAGGUCGGAGGUCUUGAAAAGAUAA
Caenorhabditis briggsae is the source of this 1989-nucleotide messenger RNA. RefSeq names its product Protein CBR-GADR-3 (gene Cbr-gadr-3). The record is from RefSeq and is a predicted model, not a curated record. The transcript has 8 exons. Gene Ontology annotation, cellular component: Cul2-RING ubiquitin ligase complex. The coding region runs from base 1 to 1989 and encodes 662 amino acids. Lineage: Eukaryota; Metazoa; Nematoda; Chromadorea; Rhabditida; Rhabditidae.